AUGAAUGCAUACCAGCUUUUUUGGGGGAAGUAUCAUAAUGAUUCAAAUAAAGCACAAGCGAUAUCAUCCCGUAAACCACUUAAUAUGAUUUCUUUUGAGUUGUUUAAUAUGAUAUUUACUUAUUUACAAAUGGAUCAAUUGUGGCUAUUUAGUUUAUCGGAUAAUAAUUCGAUCAAAUUUUCCGCAUUAUCAUCACUAUUUAAAGAUAUAAUAUUGACUGGUCUGUAUGAUAUUAAUAAACAGUCAUUUUUGAAGAUCCAUUUCAAAUAUUUACAUCUAUUUAACUCUGAAAUAUUAAAGUUUUGCAGAAUUUUGAGGUUUUUCUUUACAUGUUUAGAGAAUAUAGAUGAGUUUGAUACUCUAAAUCAACUAUCAGACAAUUCAAUCAAAAUAGAACAUUUUCAGCUUUUUGUUAAUGCUGAUAAAUUAACUAAUCUAAAAAAAUUAACAUUGUCAAACAUAACCAUCCAAAAAAUAGAAAAUUUUGAUGCAUUGAUCAAUCUAACAUAUUUAAAUUUAUCACAUAAUUCAAAUAUUAAAAAAAUAGAAAACUUAGAUAAGUUAAAAAAUCUAAAAAAACUAAUACUAAAAGCAAACAUCAAGAAAAUAGAAAAUUUGGACACAUUGAUCAAUCUAAAAUAUUUAAAUUUAUCAUAUAAUAAUGUACUUUGGAACAUUGAAAACUUGGAUAUGCUAAUAAAUUUAAAAACAGUAAUACUAUCAAAUACCAACAUCCUGAAAAUUAAGAACCUAGACAUGUUGAUCAACUUAGUAUGUUUGGAUUUAUCUCAUAAUCUAAAUAUCGAGAAAAUUGAAAAUUUAGACAGGUUAAAAAAUCUAAAAAAAUUAAUACUAUCAAACGAUAACAUUACAAAAAUAGAGAAUCUAGAUAAAUUAACUGAAUCUUUAAAUUUAUCAGUUUGUGGAAUCACAAAAAUUGAAAAAUUGAAUAGAUUAGUUUUCUUUACAUAUCUUAAUUUAUCUCUGAAUAAUAUUAGAAGAAUUGAUGGAUUAUCAAAAUUAAUUGCGUUGAAAAAAUUAAAUCUUAGUUGGAAUUCGAUCAAUGAAAUUAAAAAUUUAUCAAAAUUGGUUCAUUUAACGACAUUAAACUUGCUGAAUAAUAGAAUUUCCGAAGUCAAUAAUAUAUCAAAACUAAAAAAUUUAAAAGUUCUUAAGUUGAAAGAUAAUUAUAUUGGUGAAAAAGAAAUGAUCAAACUCGAAGCACUACAACAGUUAAUUGGUGUUAAUCCUUAUUGUGAAAAAAAAUCACAAAAAAAAAGAUUCAAAAUUGUCAGAGAUAAACGAGGCUGUUUCUCUUUAAUACUGGAGGAUACUUAG
This is a messenger RNA of Ascoidea rubescens DSM 1968, 1338 nucleotides long. Its product is annotated as L domain-like protein. The transcript has 3 exons. Gene Ontology annotation, molecular function: protein binding. The coding region runs from base 1 to 1338 and encodes 445 amino acids. The record is from RefSeq and is a predicted model, not a curated record. NCBI's taxonomy places the organism in Eukaryota, Fungi, Ascomycota, Saccharomycetes, Ascoideales, Ascoideaceae.